AUGCAGCAGCUGAUCGAGAACCUUGCCGUCGACCUUCGCAAGAACUUCGGGGAGAUGCACCGUCAACUCGUCAACCUCGACAGUGCGGUACCAAUAAGCGGCUGCGGCAGCAUAACCGGCACCAGGCUCUGUAUGCAUAUCCUGAAUUUCGGUGCUGCAUACACUAUCUACACGGCCCCUGCCACACUAGAUAAACACAGACAAACACGCAAGCAGCAGGCCAUGUCAUCACCAGCAGCAAGGAGCAUCACCUGCUACUCCAAAAUUCCAGAGUUCUUGGUGGGCAAUAUCGGGCAGCCAAUGCCAGCAGUGGGGCUUGGCACAGCGUCACACCCAUUUGUGGCGGAGGACGUCAGGACCGCUGUGCCCACUGCGCUGGAGCUUGGCUACCGCCACAUCGACGCUGCGGCACUCUAG
This is a messenger RNA of Miscanthus lutarioriparius, 417 nucleotides long. Lineage: Eukaryota; Viridiplantae; Streptophyta; Magnoliopsida; Poales; Poaceae. The record is from the annotation of a GenBank genome assembly.